This is a messenger RNA of Eimeria necatrix, 462 nucleotides long. RefSeq lists its product as hypothetical. Bases 1 to 462 code for a protein of 153 amino acids. The transcript has 2 exons. The record is from RefSeq and is a predicted model, not a curated record. Lineage: Eukaryota; Apicomplexa; Conoidasida; Eucoccidiorida; Eimeriidae.
AUGUACACCUGGUCAGCACCUGCUUCUGCGGAUAAGGCCGUGAGGGGGCACGCAGCAGCAGCAGCAGCAGCACGUGCUGCAGCAGCAGCAGCAGCAACAGCAGCAGCAGCAGCGCUUACAAUAGCAGCAGCAGCAGCAUCAAUAACAGAAGCAGCAGCGACAGUAAUAGCACUGACGGCAGCAGCAGCACUGGCUCUAAGGGCAGCGGCACUGACUGUAAAAGCAGCAGCAGCAGCAGCAGCAGCAACAGCAACAGCAGCAGCAGCAUCAGCAGCAGCAACGCCAGUAAUAGCAGCACCACCACUACAACCACUGCCACCAAAAGCAACAACAGCAGCAGCAGCAGCAGCAGCAGCAACAGCAGCAGCAGCAGCAACACGACAACAACAACGGCAGCAGCAGCAGCAGCAACGGAAGCAGCACCAACAGCAGCACCAACAGCAGCCGCAGCAGCAGCAGUGA